This is a messenger RNA of Cordyceps fumosorosea ARSEF 2679, 1551 nucleotides long. RefSeq names its product Major facilitator superfamily transporter. Gene Ontology annotation, molecular function: transmembrane transporter activity. The transcript has 3 exons. Lineage: Eukaryota; Fungi; Ascomycota; Sordariomycetes; Hypocreales; Cordycipitaceae. The coding region runs from base 1 to 1551 and encodes 516 amino acids. The record is from RefSeq and is a predicted model, not a curated record. Gene Ontology annotation, biological process: transmembrane transport.
AUGACGCCUCCCGGGUCGGUCAAUCUGAUCAGCCAAAACGGUCGCAUCAUCUCGCACCCGAAGCCGACCGACGACUAUGACGACCCUCUCAACUGGUCCCGACGCCGCAAGGCCCUCCAUCUCGGCACCAUCCUCAUCUACGUCGCCGUCACCUUUGCCUGGGUCGACCUCUCACUCCUCCGCAACCCCAACCUCGCCGCCGAGCUCUCCAUGGACGCCUCCCAGCUCGCCGUGUCCACCUCCUUCCGCUACAUCGGCAUGGCCUUUGCCGCCAUCGUCUUCAUCCCGCUCGGCUACAAGUACGGCCGGCGGCCCGUCUACAUCGCCUCGCUCCUGCUGCAGCUCGCCGCCGCCGCCUGGACCGCCCGCGUCCAGCAAGCCUGGGAGUACCGCGCCGCCAACGCGCUCGCCGGCGCCGGCGCCGUCGUCGCCCAGGCGCUCGUCCCCAUGACCAUCGCGGACCUCUUCUUCACCCACCAGCUGGCCACCGCCUACGGCCUCGCCGUCUUUGCGCAGGGCCUGGGGUCGUUCGUCGGGCCGAUCCUGGCCGCCGAGGUGGAGGACCGCCACGGGCACGAGUGGCGCUGGAUGCCGACGUCGAUGGCGGCCGCGUUUGGCGCGACGGCGGUGCUGGUGCUGCUCGGCGCGGAGGAGUCGACGUUUGUGCCCAACAUAGACAACCAGGUGGCUGCCAAGACGCGGGAGGAGGAGGAGGCUCGCGUGCAGAGCACGUUUUACAACCGCCGCGUGUCGUACGGCGGCGACUCGGAGCCGGGCACCCCGGCGGUGGACGAGCAUAACAUGCACGACCUGGUCAAUGUCGCGCGUCGCGCCGGCGGCGGCGUAACCCUGGACCUGCCGCCCGGUCCGCGGCCGCUGCGCCAGCGCUUCGCCUUCGUCACCCCGACCGGGCGGCCGAUCCGCCGGCGAUUCCUGUCCGCGUUCGUCAUUCUCGGCACGUUUCCCGGCGUCGUCUACGCCGCGCUGACGUACGGAUUCCUCAUGGCCUGGCUCUCGCUCUUCAGCCAGGUCCUGCAGACGCAGAUGACCAAGGCGCCCUAUAACCUCGACCGCCGUGGGCUCGCGCUGCUCGACCUCGGGCCCCUGCUCGGCCACUUCCUCGGCACCCUCGUCGUGCCGCCGCUCAGCGACUACUGGGUCAUAGCCAGGGCCCGACGUAGCGGCGGCAUGUACGAGCCUGAGAUGCGAUUGUGGUUCGCUCUCUUUGGCGGCGCCUUCGUCGCGGCAGGUAUCCUCAUGUUCGGAAUCGGUAUUGGUGAUAUGAUUGGUGAUGCCAUGGUCGGUAUCGUCUUCUUCCGCAACGUCCUAGCUAUCAUCCUAUGGAUCGGCAUCAUGCCCCAACUUGCUGCCACCAGACUCAACUGCGUCUUCGUCUUCACCUCGGUUGCGGCAUCCGUCGUGCUGCUCAUCCCCAUCCCGCUGCUAAUAUGGGGCCGCCGAGGUCGCAUCCUAACGGCCUCCAAGUACAGAGAGUACUCGCUCGAGGCAACGCCCCCGGCUACGUUAAAAAAGAUCAUGGUUGAACGGUGA